AAGAGAAUGGAGUGACGUGCGUAAAACUGAGCGGGAAUUCUAUUAAUGGUAGAUAUGGGGAGCGGUUAGCGUGAGUUAUCUGUUCUCGGUGAUGAAGUUGUGUUGUUAUCAAAGCGAUGUGAUCGUGACCUUGUCACAUCUCCUCGGGGCACGGAACAGAUCACGUGAUGUCUGGCUGUUGCUCCCGGUGAAAAAGAAAACAAAAUGGUGUGGAGCUACAGUGCAAAAAGAGAAAUGGAGACACAAAAGGAGACAAUUAGACAUAACUUCAACAUGUACAGACGAUGAUAUACCUCCUGUAUCAAACAUGGACCGAAAAAGAAUAAGUGAGAUAUACGAAGGUGAGACUCACCCGGAAUAUGCCUGUGAGGGGAGCCCGGCCUGUGUCGACUACUGCCGACUCGAUCGUUGUGAGGCAGCCGGUGCUGACUAGACUGAGUUCCGUCCUUACCCACCGUGGUGCCCAACCACAACAGUAACCUCAAGGCGACAGUUGAAACUUCUCGAGCCUGAGCGGAACGCGAUCCGACGAACCCUCGAUUUAAGGGACGACAUGUUAUCCCUGUACUAUCCCGGAGGCUUUACAUAAAACUUUUGAGCGCUACAAAGAAUACGCCUGAACGGUUUAUAAGGUUACGGUGACGCUCAAAUGUAAACAUGACCUGCACGAUUUUUUUUGUGUGUGGUUUGAAUUAUGUAUUUAAACACAUUUACUCUCAGGCCUAGAAAAUGACAGAGAGAAGGGAACGAGUGGCACAAUAGAUGAAUACUUGGUAGACAGAGAGACUGACAGAGAUAGUGAACAAGUAGAUAGAUGAAUAGGAUGAUGAAAGGGGUGGGAAGAGUGUGAAAAAAUAAGGAGAGAGAAAAGGAAGAAGAGACACUAAUCUGCUUAACUGAUGCGAGAUGUCUCUUGGCGGCGACUUCGACGCUUUGCUCUCCGAGAUUGGCUUCGGACGCUGGCAGAUUUCCGUCGUUCUGGCGACAGUGCUCACGGCGAAUCAGCUGGCUGUUCAUAUGCUGGGUUCGACCCUCCUAAGUGGUCCGCUGCAGUUCCGGUGUUCACCUGUGAACGGAACUAGUAUAGCAACGUCCAGUUCAACAUACUACAAUAAUGAGUGUCUGCUUCCGACCAAACUUCAGUACGAGCCAGCUGACUCUGUUGGCCAAGUUGUCAACGCCAGCGCCCAGUAUUUUCCUGGGGAAUCGAAGCAAGAGUUAACUCACAUGACGUCAUGUCCGCUGAUCGAAUAUGACAGAUCCAUAUUUACGACAACCAUCAUUUCUGAAUGGCAUUUGGUGUGUGAUCAAGCCUCCCUGCAGCCGCUGUACCAGAUGGUGUACAACGUCGGCAGCAUCAUUGGGAGUUUAACAUGCGGCCCCCUAGGAGAUAAGCUUGGGCGCCGAAGAGCUGUGCAGAUCGGGAGUGUGUUCUACGCCGCCGCCAUCCUGGUAAUGGGCUUCACGUCCUCUUACCCGACCGUGCUGGCCAUGCGCUGCGUGGUGGGCGUCGCAGCGCAGUGCAUGAUCCAGCCUUCGUGGAGCCUCGCGAUGGAGUCGACGCCCACGCGCUUCCGCAGCCUGGUGGGGAUGCUGCUGGGUCUCCCGUACUCCUUCUCCGUCAUCUGCCUCGCGGGCAUCGGCUACCUCAUGCGGCGGUGGCGCGCCAUCAUGUUCAUUUGCUGUGCGCCAACCCUCAUCCUGCUCCCGCUGGUCUUCCUCAUGGACGAGUCGGCGCGAUGGCUGUUGCAGCAGGGAAGGAAAGACGAAGCUGCGGCGGUCCUUGAGAAAGCCGUGAGGAUGAAUAAGGCGAAGCUCUCCUCGCCUCUCGACUCCACCUUGGAGAAAUUAGUCCAGGUCCAUUCCGCUCCUGACGACAAGGGAUCCUCCCUGAGCGCGUCCCUGGAACAGGUGAAGGCGUACCUGCGUUCCCCCAUCAUGAGGACGAUUAUCCUCGCCACGCCCCUCCUGUGGUUCCUCCAGAGCUGCCUGUACCUCUCGGUCGCCAUCAACGCCAACAACUUCAACAGCUCGAACCCCUUCCUGUACGUGUGUCUGAGCGGCUCAAUGGACACCUCGGCCAUCCUGCUCAUGACGCCCCUCAGCACACGCCUUGGGAGACGCGUCAUCGUGGGCGGCGGGAUGUUCGCGGGUGGCGUGCUCUUCCUGCUCGAGCUCCUCGUCUCGGAAGAUUACUUCUGGCUCAAAUGGGUGCUAGUCAUGGGCGGUUUCCUCUUAGUGGCGGGCUCGUUCCAGAUGAACUACGUCUACGGGCCGGAGCUGUUUCCGACAGAGAUUCGAAAUCGAGGUUUUGCAUUUGUUAAUCUCAUGGGUUGCCUCGGAUUCGUUUGCGCCCCUUUCAUCACAUACAGACUGGUCCUGAUUAGGUGGUGGGUGGCAUCCGUGACCUUCGGCUGCGCUGCGAUAAUAGGGAGCUUCACCCUCCCUCUGCUGCCGGAGACGAGGAACAAGUCGAUGCCAGACACGUUGCAGGCGCUGGACGAGAGGAGGGGUAAACGCAAGGGAAAUCCUGCUGAGACUGGGUGCAUUAAUACGGAAAAUGAGGAGAGCAGAUUAUGAUAGGUUCUCUCUCUUUGUUAGUAUCUUUGCGUAUGGGAGAGAGGUGGUAAGAAUUUAUCUACGGGUUUCUUUCUUCUCUCUUUCUCUCUCUAUCUGUCUGUCUCUCCUGUCUCUCCUCUGUCUCUGUCUGUCUGUCUGUCUGCCUCUCUCUCUCUCUCUUUCUCUCUCUCUCUCUCUUUCUCUCUCUCUCUC
Messenger RNA from Penaeus indicus, 2772 nucleotides. RefSeq names its product organic cation transporter protein-like. The record is from RefSeq and is a predicted model, not a curated record. Gene Ontology annotation, molecular function: transmembrane transporter activity. NCBI's taxonomy places the organism in Eukaryota, Metazoa, Arthropoda, Malacostraca, Decapoda, Penaeidae. Gene Ontology annotation, cellular component: membrane. The transcript is spliced from 13 exons. Gene Ontology annotation, biological process: transmembrane transport. Bases 907 to 2580 code for a protein of 557 amino acids.